Messenger RNA from Hepatospora eriocheir, 207 nucleotides. The record is from the annotation of a GenBank genome assembly. Lineage: Eukaryota; Fungi; Microsporidia; Hepatosporidae.
AUGAAAUUUCUAUUAAAAUUGUUGUCUUUAGUUACACAUACUGUAGUUGCAGGUUCAGAACCAAAUUCUAAAUCUUUAAACAAAUCACUGACGUCAUCAUUCUUAAAUGAUAAAGUAUUGUUUAGAAUAAAUUUAACUUUACUAUCAAUACCACACGUUACACACAAUAAUUUGUUUACUGAAACUGACGUUAAACCAAAGUUAUGA